GAGGAGUACUCGUCAGUACUGUUCAGACCUCUUAUUUCAUUUGACGGAAUCGUGUCGAGUGGAUAUUCAUAAUAAAUUCACUGACGUGGGCUUAUAUGUGUUUAAAUUUACAUACAUACUUAUAUUGUGCUGAAGAAACAAAAAUCAGGUGUUACAUACACUCACUGAGUGGUUUGUCAAUAUACAUUUUUAGCUUCAAUUCUAAACUUUAAAUCCAUCAAUUUGUAUCGGUGCUAAAAAUAAAUUUCAAAUAAUAAAACGUUUUUAAAUUAGUGAAAUGCUCAUUGCAAUUAAACAGCAAACAAACAACCAAACGACAACAACAACAACAACAACACAAACCAAGUGAAAUGUUCUAAUCAACUCUAUAUUGGAUGGAUUAUAACUGAUUAUAUUUCUAUGAUUUUGAUUAUGAAUCAAGUGUUUUACAUCAUAACGGAGAACACUUUCCAGUGUGCACAAUAAGAAAAUACAUAACUAAACUCAGACUCGAAUUGGUAGGAUUCGGAUUGAUUUCCCCCCCAAUUAAACCAAAAGAAUUUGCUACAUUUUGCGUGGACAUUUGAUUUCAUGAUCAAUUACUUCGUAUGUCAGCCCAAGGAAUUUUAUACCCAUCGGCAAAUGAGAAAAGGUGUUUUACCGAUUUAGCUGCGGAGGCAGGCGAUAAUUUGUUAACUAACCUAAAUGAGGCGGAUUUGGUUAUGAGUUUAUCUCCAAAAGACAUACUUAUACCUCCAGCCGCUUCCCAACAUCAUCAACCAGAACCACUCACCAAAUUAACCGAGCACGAAACAUUGACACAGGACACGGUAUCAACAGCAGCCGCCGCAGCGGUUGCUCAUCACCAUCACAAUCUAUCGAGUAUCCAUCAUCUACAAAAUCUGCACAGUCAGCAUCAGAAUACGUUAUUCAAUACAAAUCAUACAACACCGUUUAGUGUUACCGAUAUAUUGAGUCCAAUCGAGGAGUCAUAUCGUAAACUGGAAUUAAACGGAAACCCACCAUCGCCUUUUCGAUCCAAUUCAAGCGGUAGUAGUAUUAAUUCCCCGGGAACACUCAGUACUUCAACCAUGGCUAAUCCAUACGCAAUGGGUUCAUUGUAUCACAGUCCCGGAGUGCAAAGCUAUUGCGGACCCACAGAUAACUUAUCAUUGGCUGGCCACUACACGGAUAUGCGAAGCUCUGCCUCGUGGUAUGGAUCAACAGCCAAUGAUCCUAGAUUUGCAAUAUCACGUCUUAUGGGAACAUCUUCAUCUUCAAUGGGACACAUGGGAAACAUGAGUGGGCUAGCCGCCUGCAGUGUGAGUGAUACCAAACCUCUGCAAUUUCCAUUGGCACAAAGGAGAAAGCGCAGAGUCUUAUUUACACAAGCUCAGGUUUAUGAGCUCGAGAGGAGAUUUAAACAACAGAGGUAUUUAUCCGCCCCUGAACGAGAACACUUGGCCAGUCUUAUACACUUGACACCGACACAGGUUAAAAUAUGGUUUCAAAAUCAUAGAUAUAAAUGCAAGCGACAAGCGAAAGAAAAAGCAAUGGCUGAACAAAAUCAACACAAUCAGUCUGCAAGCUCUCCAAGACGUGUCGCAGUUCCAGUGCUCGUGAAGGAUGGGAAACCCUGCUCUGGCAACAGCAAUGCAACGCAACCCCAGCCGCAUGUCAAUAGCUCGACAACGUCGGGCAACAACAGCAGUAACAGUAAUAGUGGCAACACAAAUAGUGGACCAACAGCCGUAUCAGCGAAUGUGACGGGCGGGCUUAAUCUUAUAACUGGAGACGCACCCAAUUCUCACUCACCUGACACAUCCUCAUCGCUGCUGGCAAGCUAUGGAACAGUCGGCGGUUCCAAUGUUGCUAUGUUACAGCAACCCUGCAAUAAUACACUUAUGUCGAAUAGUUUAGCUAUGGCAUAUAGAAACCAAAAUAAUUUUAUUUCUAAUGGGCAUCAGCAGCAGUGUGGGGGCUAUUUGCCAUUACAAGGUAGAGCUUGGUAAACAUAUCAUAAGUACAUAUAAUUACACAUUCUUUCGGUCAUGCUUCUGUGUACUCGAUUCAGUUAUUGUAUGUAUGCAAAUAAAGCUUAAAUAU
Molecule: messenger RNA, 2085 nt
Organism: Drosophila willistoni
Lineage: Eukaryota; Metazoa; Arthropoda; Insecta; Diptera; Drosophilidae
Gene: scro
Product: homeobox protein Nkx-2.1
Exons: 7
Coding region: 588-1991 (467 amino acids)
Biological process (GO): regulation of transcription by RNA polymerase II; cell differentiation
Cellular component (GO): nucleus
Molecular function (GO): RNA polymerase II cis-regulatory region sequence-specific DNA binding; DNA-binding transcription factor activity, RNA polymerase II-specific
Source: RefSeq, a predicted model, not a curated record